Messenger RNA from Pteropus alecto (black flying fox), 2630 nucleotides. RefSeq names its product inducible T cell costimulator ligand (gene ICOSLG). The transcript is spliced from 7 exons. The record is from RefSeq and is a predicted model, not a curated record. NCBI's taxonomy places the organism in Eukaryota, Metazoa, Chordata, Mammalia, Chiroptera, Pteropodidae. The coding region runs from base 16 to 996 and encodes 326 amino acids.
AUCUCUGUUGAAUGAAUGACGGCCUGCGAGAGGUGGCUGGGCCGGAAGGGCCCCCUGGGCUCCGCUCUCACCCUGCACCCUGCCUGUCCUGUCCCCCAAAGCCCCGGCCUGCUCCUGCUGCUGCUCAGCGGCCUGCGAGCCGAUGUUCAAGAAAAGGAAGUCAGGGCGAUGGUGGGUAGCGACGUCAAGCUGAGCUGCGUCGACUCCCAAGAAAACACUUUCAACUUAAACGAACUUUUCGUUUAUUGGCAAAUCAGCGUCACUGGCAAACCGAAAACCGUGACUUACUACCUGUCCACGAACGGCUCCGUGGGCCACGACGAUAACCAGUAUAAGGGCCGGGCCGAGCUGUCACUGGACGGCAUGAGACGGGGCGACUUCUCGCUGCGUCUGUACAACGUCACCCCCCAAGACGAGCAGAAGUUUAACUGCCUGGUGUUCAGGAAUUUGGAGAGGGUUUUGAAUGUGGUGGUCACGCUGCACGUGGCAGCGAACUACAGCAUGCCCAAGGUCAGCACCCCCCAGGACCAGGACGAGGAGCUCACGUUCACGUGUAGGUCGACGGACGGCUACCCCAGGCCCAACGUGUACUGGAUCAACAGGACGGACAACAGCCUGCUGAGCAAGGCCCUGCACAACAGCUCGGUCUCCCUGAACAGCCGGGGCCUGUACGACGUGGUCAGCGUGCUGAGGGUCCCCCGGACCCCCAACCUGGACGUUGGCUGCUGCAUCGAGAAUGUGCUUCUGCACCAGAAUCUGACGGUCAGCAGCCAGGCCGAGACAGGAACAUCCACGGGAACCAAAAGCAGCAUCACGGAGCCUGGCGGCACCGCCCGCGAGGGGAAGUCCAACGCCCUGGUGGCCGUGCUCGUGCUGGGCCUGGUCGCGGUGGCGGUGGCAGUGGGCUGGGCGUGCCGGAGCUGGCGCCUGCCCUGCCGGCGCUAUGCAGGUGCCCAGGCUGUGAGGCCCGAGCUGGAGCUCACCGACCACGUCUGAUGAGACUCACCGCCCAGGACGUGGACGGGGCUUCUGUGAGAUGCCACGAGGACGGGCGUCACACGGCAGCUUGAGAACUGACUCGAGCAGGCUGGUGGCCGAGGGGGACCAUCUGCCCCAACCUGCACCACUGACGACGGGCCUCACGGACAGAGCCUCCUGCCUGGAGGGGACACGCAGAGGCCUCCCCUGCAGAGACGGCGCUUGGCCCCGGGGAGGCCUCACAGACAGAGCCUCCUGCCUGGAGGGGACACGCAGAGGCUUCCCCUGCAGAGACGGCGCUUGGCCCCGGGGCGCCUCCCUGGUCCCACAGCAGCUCUGGGACGCAUCUCCGAGCGGGAGGGCGCCCCACCGCCACUGCCGAGGAGCAGAGCAGAAAGGGCCCAGGAUGGCUCCUUCCCACCAGCCGCCCUGGCCCUGCCGGCCCCCCAGCCUGCACCCAACCUGCGCUGCGGCCAGGGGCUCCCACGCUGCCUGUGCUGGUGUGCACCCCAAACGCAGAAAACAGCCGAUUUGGCUUCCUUUAGGGGAUCCUCCGAGAGGGCGUCCGACCUCGGCUAUGGGGGCCAAAAGCCAGGGCUCCAUCUGGGGGCCGCACAGGGGAGUCAUGAGGAGAAGCCUCCCCAGAAGGGACCACCAGGGGCCUCGGAGUGGGGCAGCGGCACGGACGGCAGGGCGCUCGGCAAGGCACAGGAAUUCCCCGAGUGCGCGUGUGGCUCCCGCCCCGCCGCCCACCGCCCGCCGCCUCCUGCCCGGCCCGCGCUGAGAACCCCAGGGUGAUGGAGACCCCGCUCGUUGCCAGGGCCCUCCCGGGCGAUGGGAGACUGGCAGUGGCCCUGUUGUCUGGAAUGAAUCAAGCAGUAAAAUGUUUCCAGAAUGUUCUGCCAAGGAGCCUGCCAGAUGCGUAGCCCGGGAAGGCGGGGCGGGGCGGCUUCCCCGCAGUCAUUUAGUGCUGCCGGCCCCAGACCCCAGCGUGGCCCCGAGGUGAAGCCACGUCCAGCACGCGCUCCGAGGACGCGCGUGUCUGUGUCUGGGACAGCUGCUUGUUAAUGAGUGCGAGGGGCCCCCCAGACCUUCACCGCGAAAGCACGGGAAGACCAGGGCCAGUCUGCAGGGACAGAGGGGUGCCGACCGCAUCGGGAGCAAAGAGGCCCUGGGGCGCCGGGAGGCGGCGAGCAGUGCUUGUCCCCGAGACUGACUGAAGCUGGACAGACGCGCCUUCCCCCACCACCCCAAGCCCGCGGAGGCCCCCACAGUGCCCCAGCCCCAGCCGCCUGGCGCCCUCAGCAGACCUGGAGGGAGGGGCCUGGGCCGAGGGGCUGGAGUCUCGCAGGCGGCGGGUCGGAGACGGACACACCGGGGGCCUGGUUGGGCCACCCCGCAGCACUGCCCUGGGCCCCCACGGCCUUGGGGUGCUCUGCACGCAGGGCCCUGCCUUGGGCCUGCAGAAGACCGGACUGGCCUCCGGGACACACCUGUGUCCUCGCGGCUCAUGCUGGCACUCCUCCUUCGGCCCCAGGGUCCCCGUCUGUCACUGUGCCUUUUGUACACGGGCCGGAUGCCCACGUCGCGCACCUGCCCCUGCCACCUUGGUUUGAGCCAAUACAGAUGGCGGCCACGUCCGGUGGCUUUGA